Molecule: messenger RNA, 516 nt
Organism: Kalmanozyma brasiliensis GHG001
Lineage: Eukaryota; Fungi; Basidiomycota; Ustilaginomycetes; Ustilaginales
Exons: 1
Coding region: 1-516 (171 amino acids)
Source: RefSeq, a predicted model, not a curated record
AUGUCUCCUUCUUUCAAGAAAGCCGACACUGAGGCCACGGGCGACGCCGAGACCGAACACGCAAGCGCUCCUAGCCCUUCUACCCAGGUCACUCAGUCCGCUUCCGCUGAAGCUGAAGCUGCCAAGCCGUCUGUCGAAGACACUUCCGCCACUAAGCAGGACAUCAAGGUCGCCGAGACCACCCCUGCCGGCACCACCAAGCUUGCCGACGCUAACUCUGCUGAUGCCUGCAAGCCUGCCGACAAUACUCCUAACGACGCUUGCAAAGCCAAUGAGACCACUCCUACCGAUGUCUCCAAGGCCAUUGAAGCCGCUCCCACCGAUGCAAGCAAGAUAAUCGAGGCUGCUCCCGCUGACGCCUGCAAGGCGCAGAAUGCUCCUGCCGCCGAGACCCCCAAGGUCGUCGAGCCUACCACUGCUGCUGCUCAGCCCGAGACUGCUUCUGCCGAUAAGGCUGCCGACGUGGUCCCGGAGCAGAAGGAGUGCUGCGGCGCUGCCACUUCGUGCAAGGAGUAA